Molecule: messenger RNA, 735 nt
Organism: Diaporthe batatas
Lineage: Eukaryota; Fungi; Ascomycota; Sordariomycetes; Diaporthales; Diaporthaceae
Exons: 1
Coding region: 1-735 (244 amino acids)
Cellular component (GO): mitochondrion
Molecular function (GO): nucleic acid binding
Source: RefSeq, a predicted model, not a curated record
AUGUUAACUAUCCCACGUCAUGGGCUGAGCGCUCAGCAACUCCGCCUGCUGGGACGCGUAAAGACCACACAAUUGGCCAGGAUACUGAGCCCAUUGGCUUCACCAUGGACGCCCACCAGACUCAACUCGACCCUGAUCUACCCAGACCCGCCGACCAACAACCACCAUGACCUGCCCUCCUUCCUGGCAUACGCAGACAGGUCAGGACUCGACCCAAAGUCUACCCUAUACGUUGGCACCCAUUACGAGUACAUGGUCGCGCAGGUUCUCUCCAAGUAUGGCUUCUACCUGAGGAGGGUAGGCGGCCACUCAGACUACGGCAUCGACCUGCUGGGGACAUGGACGGUCCCGUCCUCCAAGGAACCGCUGAGGGUGCUGGCGCAGUGCAAGGCGAUCGCGAGGAAGUCGUCGCCGAAUCUGGUGCGCGAGCUGGAGGGCGCGUUCGUCGGCGCGCCGGUCGGGUGGAAGGGCCACGGCGUGCUGGGCGUCUUCGUCACCGAGAAGCCCGCGACCAAGGGCGUGAGGGACUCGCUGGCGCGGAGCAGGUGGCCCAUGGGGUUCAUCUCGUGCACGCGGGAGGGGCACGUCCAGCAGAUGCUGUGGAACCGCAGGGCCGAGGAGGAGGGGCUCGAGGGCCUUGGGGUGGGCAUGCGGCAUGCCGGCAAGGACGGGGAGGCGCAGCUGUCGAUGCUGUGGAAGGGGCAGCAUGUUGUUCUCAAGGGCUGUGAGCAGUAA